Messenger RNA from Halichondria panicea, 3438 nucleotides. RefSeq lists its product as uncharacterized. The coding region runs from base 33 to 3179 and encodes 1048 amino acids. Gene Ontology annotation, molecular function: serine-type endopeptidase activity. The transcript has 5 exons. The record is from RefSeq and is a predicted model, not a curated record. Gene Ontology annotation, biological process: proteolysis. Lineage: Eukaryota; Metazoa; Porifera; Demospongiae; Suberitida; Halichondriidae.
CAUGUGCUACAUCAGUACAUGUUUACUGAGUCAUGCAGUCAAAUAUGAAGAGGUUCUACCACAUUAUUUUCGCAGCAGCGGUAUUGCUACCAUUCAUCGUGUAUGGCUAUCUGACACCAGAGGGUAUUGCCAAGCCAUUGGUGAAAGCCCCAACAGGAGCCACUACUACUGGCCAUCAUAUUGUGGUGCUCAAACAAGACUCCUCGAAGAGUGACCUGCAAAAAGUGGUGGAGAAGGUGAAGAGGAUGUCGGAUGAUGUCACUGUGCAUCGCUACACUGAGCAUGUGGGGAAGACACUCACUGUGGAUGCACCAAAGCAUGUCCUGGACAAGAUACUCUACUUGGAUGAAGUGAAUCAUAUCGAGGAGGAAGACAUUGCGUUUGGUACCGAGUGCACGAAAGUAAAAAUUGGCGAUAACAUUACUUGUGAGACAAACGACAAACAACUGUGGUUUCUGGACAGGCUUAAUCAGCCGAAUCUCCCACUUGAUGGCAUCUAUACAAACAGUUUCAACAUCCAGGAAGAAGAAACAGUUGAUGUGUACGUUCUUGACACAGGAAUCGAAUUUGAGCAUUCUGAAUUUGAAAAUCGGGCAAAAUACGCUGGUUAUGAUCCUGUUGAUGAGUACCAUUUCACCACAUUGAACACACGUGAUUACAAGCCACAGAAUGGAAGAGAUUGCAAUGGGCAUGGAACUCUGGUUGCUAGCUUGAUCGGAGGAAAAACGUACGGAACAGCAAAGAAAGUGAAUCUUAUAAGUGUUCGAGUGCUUGGAUGUGAGAGAGCUGCUCCUUGGAGCGUUAUUCUUGAUGGUCUCAACUUUAUUGCUACUGAAGUUGCCGAGCGAAAACGGCCUGCUAUUGUGAGUAUGACUCUUAGCGGUAGUGUGCAUUUGUCCCUGAAUUCAGCAAUUGCAACUCUGCACAAUGACAGAAAUGUACUAAUUGUAGGCUCGGCUGGAAACACUCACAGCGAUUCUUGUGACUCUUCGCCAGCAAGCAAUAAACUUGUUUUGAGGGUUGGGGCUACCAAAGUGAAUGACAGUAUCUUCGAAGAAUCCAACUAUGGCACCUGUGUGGAUGUUUUCGCUCCUGGGGAAAAAAUCGGAGGAGCUAAUAUCUCUUGCUUGACAUGUACAACUGAAAAUAGAAAUGGCACUAGUUUGGCUUCUGCUCUUGUGUGUGGUAUAGCAGCCGUUCAUCUUUCUCGCACCCCAUUUAUGAAAGCUGCCCAUCUCAAGCAGGCUAUAAUUGAUGUGUCUUCUAAGGAUGUUUUAAAGUCAAUGCCAAGUUUGACCCCUAACAGAAUAGCAAAUUUUGAUUGUGGCGGUGCAUUUGUGAUAAACACAGACAUUAAAAUUCAAUCACCAAAUUUUCCGAGGCAUUACAACAAUAGCUUGAAGUGCACAUGGACAGUGUAUGCUCCGGAAGGAUGGUACAUCAGUCUGCAAUUUGACUUCAUAAAGGCAGAGCAGAACUAUGAUUGGGUGAAAGUGUGUGACGGAGUAUGUUCAACAGAUACUCAGCUGGCAAAACUAACUGGAGAUUUCGCUGAGGUUAAUUGUGGUUACAGUUCUUCUGGCAAUGUUCUCACUCUUGAAUUCACCAGUGAUGAGACGACUACUUCUUCUGGCUUUCGAGCUAAGGCCAAUAUACUCAAAUCACAGUCGUCUAGCCCAGGAUGCAGCCAGCUAAAUACAACUGAAGCCAUGCAGAUAGAUGUAAUAAGUCAAGGGACAAGUGUUGGUAAUCGAUUUUCAAUGCACAAGGAUUGGCAACAAAUAUUUGGAGGCAGAAGGCGUGGAAUAAACAUUGCCAUUAUCGAUGAAGUCUCAGGUGAAGUGAGGGAAACAAUGAACUAUGACACAUAUCCAAAUAAUAAUCCUUCAUUGCUAUUGGCAUCAAAAAUUGAGAACUUGCAUCCAGGUGCGUUGGUUGUAAUGAGUUCAAGUGGGAAUCCAGUAAACUAUUUCGACACAAGAGCAAAACGAGCUAUUCGCACGCUAGGGUCUGCAUACUCAUACAAUAUGAAUAGUGCUUCGUCAUGGUCGAUGGUUGGUGUGAAAGGAUUGGCGCAAAAUAAAGCUAUUGAGAGCCACAGCCAAAGCUUUGCUGUUAAUGUUUCCACCCAAGUCAAACUACAGUCAACUAAGAUGUAUGGACUCCGUGUAACAGUGGUUUCAGGUGGGAAAACAAGUGGAGGUAAUGUGGCGACUAUCACCAUCGAUGGAAAGAAUGUUGAAAUUACUAGUGAAGAUAGUAACAACCUGGGACUGAAUGUUGCUGUUUUUGAUGAAAACACAGGAUAUGUUUUGGAUACUAAAGUAUUCAACACACAUGCUGAAGCUGUUUCUGAUCAUACACCUUCCACUGCAUUUGUUGAAUAUAUCGAUGCACUACCUCCCGGUAGAGUUGUAGCUAUUGCUAUCAAAGGAGAUGCAAUCACUCACCUUACAGAGGAGGCCAAGGAUGCUUGCGAAAAAAUUGGCAGCAAGCUCAUUCGAUACGCCCAGAUAGAUAGGUCUUGGGCUAUUAUUGGGCGAAAGGGUGCUUUGCCAGGAGAAGUAGCCGAAUCUGUGAAAUACUAUGCACCUGCUUUUGCUACUUCUUACAUACCAAUUGGUACAUCAAAGAAUUCUUCAUUUUGUAGAAUUUCAGCAGCUUCGAGUACCCAUUGGGGUGGAUGUAGUGCUACAGGUUACAUAGGAACAUAUAUCUCUAUAAAUCAUCAAACGUUUCCUAGUAACCUUUGUCCAUUGUACGGGCUAAUUGUUGGGUUGGUUGACGAGAACAGCUGUGAGUUUGAUCAAACUAUAUACUACAACACACAUGGUAGUUCAACUGAAGAUAGCCGACUAAAUUCUUUUAUUGCAAACAUUCCAAAUGGCCGUAUUAUAGUCGCAGCUAUGUCUUACGAUGGUAUCAGCAAUUUCGAUAAUGGUGGAAAACAAGCUCUCGAAAACAUUGGCAGUGCACACAUUUGGAAUGUCGGUACAUACCGAGCCUGGGCUAUCAUUGGAAGGAAGGGAGCUGCACCUGGUUCUGUUCCAGAGGUUUUCAAUAGCCAAUACACAGCUGCUAUCAGUGCUAGUGUGCCUGUUUCAGUGCCUGAGCUUCCUACCAUCCAAGGUUGUGAUAAUUCCAUCUACCCUCUUUCCUGUCGCGCUGGGAGGGAGUGAGUGAUUUUGUAUGCUUGCUGCGCAUCAUGGAUGUGGACAAAAUUGAUGUGUUUGCUGCCAUUAUUAUAUAGCCAUAAAUUAUAACUAUAGAGAACAUUGUGCGCUCAGUGUGCAGAUGUGCCAUAGGAGAUGUAUCAUGCAGUAGUCUUGCAAUUUUGUAUAAUUAUAGGAUUCAUAAUAAUUAAUGAAUUGCCAUGACAAAUUAUAGUUGUAAAUCAAACAUGCAUGUAAAACAAGAUUAAUGUUCACCAGUCAAUAA